UGCUCUAAAACCCAAUCAGUGUUUGAAUUUUCGUGCGGCAGAUCACACUUUUUGGCGGAUAUUUGCAAUAAUAAAUACUCGAAAUUUAUUUCACCAAAAUCGUCGGUGGUUAUUUGGAUUCGCCUAAAAAAUAAUUUCAAAUAUGAUUUUCUUCCGCACAUUGAUGAUUUUACUCUCAUUUGUUGUUGUAUGUGGCGUUUAUGCCUUACCGGUUGAGGUUAAUAUGCUAACUUUUACGGGUGUGUGUGAGUUGAGCGGCGACUGGUGUACUGUAAAAUGUCAAACUGCUGGUGGACGUGACGGCUAUUGCGACAAAGUAAAAAUAUGUCAUUGCAGGCAAUUGUAAAAUGUUGAUGGGCAUGCCAAUAUUUUGAAAUAAAUUUGAACACAAUUUUUAAUGUGAA
Molecule: messenger RNA, 404 nt
Organism: Anastrepha ludens (Mexican fruit fly)
Lineage: Eukaryota; Metazoa; Arthropoda; Insecta; Diptera; Tephritidae
Exons: 2
Coding region: 143-346 (67 amino acids)
Source: RefSeq, a predicted model, not a curated record